AAACUGUUAGCAUUUGUUUUGAUUAUCGGUCGCUAUGUUGUGCCAUAGAGGAAUUUGCACGCAUUUCAGAAAGAUGUCCAUAAAAGCAGCGCUCAUCGAUCUCAGCGGAACGCUGCAUGUGGAGGAUGAGCCUACACCAAAUGCUGUGGCUGCAUUGCAAAGACUGCGAGAAAGCGGCAUCUCCGUUAAAUUUGUCACCAACACUACAAAGGAUUCGAAGAAGUCACUGCACGAGAGGCUAGCGAAAAUAGGCUUCCAAUUGGAUGUCAAAGAAAUCUACAGUUCACUGAGUGCAGCAGCAGCAUUUGUGUCGAAGGAACAGCUAAAUCCUUUCUAUCUGCUGUCGGAUGAUGCUCGUCAAGAUUUUCCAACCGAAGACAAGAGUCGUCAGUUGGACUCCGUGGUUGUGGGCCUGGCACCCAACGCAUUCAACUACGAACACAUGAAUAAAGCAUUCAGGUGAGUUACUUAACACAUUUCAUAUGCACAUUAUUAAAUUCAUUGCUUUGCAGCAUCUUGAUGCAGCAAGUCACACAAACUGGUCGCAGUACAUCAGGGUAAAUACUACAAACGUGCUGAUGGGCUGGCUCUGGGACCUGGUUGCUUUGUCAAGGGUUUGGAGUACGCCACUGGCUCGACAGCAACAGUUAUCGGCAAACCCAAUCCGUAUUUCUUUAAGAGCGCUCUCCCCGAAGGUUUAACUGCCGAGCAAUGCGUGAUGAUUGGUGAUGAUGCCAAUGAUGAUGUGGCUGGCGCUAUGGCUGUGGGUCUCCAAGGCAUUCUCGUGAAGACCGGCAAAUUCUUGCCCGAUGCCUUGGCAGCGUUGACAACGCCACCCACAGCGGUGGUAGAAAACUUUGCCGAGGCUGUCGACUGGCUGCUGUGCAAGAGAAAUUCCUAAAUGAAUGCCUUCUACUUUCUGAAAUAAAGUACAGCUGACGAUUUGAAAAUGUUUACAAAUGUAUUUAAUGUAUUUUAUAAAUAAGCAGAAAUUCUUUUUGAAAAUGCAGCAUAGCUUGAGAACCGUUUGGAACAGUCCACAAUAUAUAGUAUGUAUUUAAUGCGGUUAUUAAUUCCUUGCUGAGUAUGUUUCCAAUAGUCAAUUUAGUUGAGUUUUGUUUGGGCGAAUUUGUUGGCCAACUCGACGAUUUCAUCGACACGCUCAAAAUUGCUGCCAGAGGCCUGAGCAGAUUCCGGUUUACCGCCACCUUUGCCGCCCAGCACUGGAGAAAUGUGCUGUACCCAUUCGUUGGCCUUCAGACCCUUCUCCACAGCGCUCUUGGGCACUGAACACAAGCAAAAGAUCUUCUUGGAGUCGGCAUCCACAGACACAAACAUGGCAGCAGCAUCAGGCAGUUGGGCACGCACUUGUUUCAAGGCAGCAUCCAAAGCCUUAGUGUUGUUAUACGCCUCAAGCUGUUGGACCAACACCAAAGCCUUGGGAUUCUCCUCGCACAAAGCCUUGGCACGCUCCACUACAGUCACAGAGACCGCAGCACGCAGUGCACGCUCCUUGUCGUCGAGAGUUUUUUUCAGUCCCUUCAGCAAGUUGCGCAUCUCAUCCUUCUUCACGUAGGGAAUCGUAGCAUGCGAGAUUUGUUCAGUCAGCUCAACAAUCUGCUUCACAUAAAGUUUGGAAUCCUGGCCCGUCUUGUCCGCUUCGAUGGUGGCCUUGAGUUUGCCAAUUUCCUGCUCGAAUGCUUCCGAUUUCUUGAUGGCUUUCAAUGCCUCCGGUCCGGUCAAGGCAACAAUGCGUCUGAUACCCUUGGCAAUGGCCUCCUCGCUGCUAAUCACAAAGUCCAUAAUGUGACCCGAGCGACGCAGAUG
Drosophila sulfurigaster albostrigata is the source of this 1827-nucleotide messenger RNA. RefSeq names its product haloacid dehalogenase-like hydrolase domain-containing protein 2. The transcript has 3 exons. The record is from RefSeq and is a predicted model, not a curated record. Gene Ontology annotation, biological process: dephosphorylation. Lineage: Eukaryota; Metazoa; Arthropoda; Insecta; Diptera; Drosophilidae. Gene Ontology annotation, molecular function: phosphatase activity.